AUGGAACCUUUUAGUAAUUGGGAGGAAGUUGCUACUUCCAAUCCUUCGAAUAGAGUACCUUUACCUCAUGAAGAUUUUGAUCAAUAUUUUACUGGAUAUGCCGAAGUGGACAAUAUGUUCAACGAAACGUUAACGGGCCUACAAGACUUGGACGUACCUUCUGGUUUUGUAAACCAAGACCUAAAACAACAACAGGACUUACAAAGUGGAAGUGGUCAGAUUAAACAUAGCCGGGGAAUGAGUGGUACAGCCAUUUUUGGGUUUGCUGAACAUAACCGAGAGUUAUCUAUAUCUGGCUUGACAGGUGAUUUGUACAAGGCAGCGAAACCAUCGAUGGACAUGGGAAAAUCGAUUUCUCCAGGACAAUUGGUCAACUCGUUAAAUGGCCAAGCAGAGCAAGUCGGUUUACCUUCAGUAGCAUUGGAUUUUAACUUCCCUGGUGAAAUCCAAAAGCCAUUACAUUUUGCAGAAGAAGAAGAGUAUGAAUACGAACAAGCAAAAACGAAUAAGAAAGAUUCAAAGCAGGACUAUAUUGUUACAAAUAAAAACCCUAAAUCGUACAAAUUCCCACCAUCCCCUAGUCUGCCACCAGCCAAGGAACCUGAACCAGCAAUCGACCCAAAACAGUUCAAAUCUGUUAAUCAAUACUCCGUUAAGUAUUUACAGGAACUUAAUAAAUUUAACGGCGUAUCAUCUCCGAAGCCAAAACAGGUAACAUAUGCUGAUGAUAUUGGACCGUUAUUAGAAAAAGGAGCUGAAAAUGAACCCAUUGUGUAUACUAAUCCCUCAACGGGAGAGUAUACCAACCUUCCAGCAUCCCAUCAGUCCACUCCUUUCAAUAAUCAUACAUUAUACAAGUAUAUCCCCAUUCCAACUCAGAAUCCCACAUUAUUCUCAAAUUCAACUCAAGAUCACAGAAAACUAGAUCAAAAGGAAUUUCCAUUGAAUAUUAAGAAUAACCCUAAUGCAUACUUACCACCACCAUCAACACCAGGUUUAACAAAUGGUUCCCCCGAUUGGAAUUCUUCGCCAGAACCACAAUCCCCUUCUCCUAGUAGGGCUGUUUUAAACUCUUAUCAGAAUAAUUCAAGAUUCUCAUCACCAAUUCGUCCUCAUAUGAGAAACGGCAGAAAUGAUUUCUAUACUCCACAAUUUUUUUCUGAUGAUAAUGGUAACUUAACUGAUAACAAUAUCUUGAAAAACAAUGCCCCAAGUGAACAAAGUUCUUCUCCUGUUUUUCAUCAGACCCUUAAUUCAUCUCCAAUUAAAUUCUAUACUAGCCCAUUAAGAAAUGCCCCACCAACUGAAGAUGAUACCAUGGAUGCGAAUGCAACAAUCACUCAAUUAACUCCAUUGAAAAGCCAAACUCCAAUGACUCCAUCAAAGAAUAGAGUAACAUUGGAAUGGAGUCCAAUAAUUUCUCCAAAUGCGAAAUCUUCAAAAGAUGUAAAGAAGGCACUUAAAGAAUCUUCUCCUAAAAGAAGAGUUAAAAAGACAUCUUUAUUACCUCCAGGUGAACUAGAUCAAUAUUGGGACGGCCCUGAUGAACACAAGGUAUUUACUUGCACCUAUAAAAACUGUGGAAAGAAAUUCACCAGAAGAUAUAAUGUUAGAUCUCAUAUUCAAACUCAUCUUAGUGAUAGGCCGUUUGCAUGCUCGUAUUGUCCAAAAAAGUUUGUAAGACAGCACGAUUUGAAUCGACAUGUAAAAGGACAUUUGGAAGCACGGUAUUGCAAAUGUUCAUGCGGCAAAGAAUUCACAAGGUUGGAUGCAUUAAGAAAACAUAGAGCUAGAAAUAUAUGUGUUGGUGGCAUUGCAAGCCAUGAAAAUCACUGCAUUACAAAGCCAUCAAGAAAAGAUAAGGUAGAAAUUUUAGAUGACAUGACUUCCGAAAGGCUUUCUGAAGAUAUACAGGCUAUUUUGCCUACAAUAGAAAGUUCGUCGCCUGAUUGA
This is a messenger RNA of Debaryomyces tyrocola, 1953 nucleotides long. The record is from the annotation of a GenBank genome assembly. Lineage: Eukaryota; Fungi; Ascomycota; Pichiomycetes; Serinales; Debaryomycetaceae.